Molecule: messenger RNA, 1665 nt
Organism: Exophiala bonariae
Lineage: Eukaryota; Fungi; Ascomycota; Eurotiomycetes; Chaetothyriales; Herpotrichiellaceae
Exons: 3
Coding region: 1-1665 (554 amino acids)
Biological process (GO): GPI anchor biosynthetic process
Cellular component (GO): endoplasmic reticulum membrane
Molecular function (GO): alpha-1,2-mannosyltransferase activity
Source: RefSeq, a predicted model, not a curated record
AUGUGGCGAUUGAUCUAUCUAUGUCUGCUGUUUGUUCGUGUCUAUCUGGCACUUUGUCCGAGUUAUCUGCAUCCCGAUGAAAUCUUUCAAGGUCCUGAACCAAUAGCUGGCACUAUCUUUCCUUAUCCGAGCCAUCAGACAUGGGAAUGGACAUCCUCCCAACCCAUCCGCAGCGUCUUUCCUUUAUGGCCAAUCUAUGGAUUGCCCAUGACUUUGUUGAAGUGGAUAUGGGCCCAGGAUGAAGAUGGUCUGGUCGACCCUGCUGUCAUCUACUAUACGCUUCGCCUGGUCAUGUUCGUCCUGAGUUUCGUACUCGAGGACUGGGCCGUUCAUGAUCUCGUCCGAUCCCCGAGGAACCGACGACAUGCCGUACUCCUGGUAACAUCAUCAUAUGUCACCUGGACUUUUCAAACCCAUACGUUUUCCAAUUCUGUAGAGACUCUUCUCGUUUUAUGGAGUCUGGUUGUCAUAGAGCGGAUCGUUGGCGAGAAUGUCACUUAUUAUUCUGGUCCGGCAGCUACCAAGUCUUUCCGAGCCUUGUACGAACACGUCCGCAAUGCUCCUGUAAUCACACCACUCAAUAAUCUCCUGUACAAUAGCCAGACUGGCAAUCUAGCCCAACAUGGCCUUCAUCCGCAUCACCAACAUCUCUUCGUCAACCUACCACAGCUUCUUGGGCCAGCCUUGAUCGUCCUUGUCUUUUCCGCAUACCCCUUCAACCUUCGCAUCCUAAAAACCAUGCUGAGUAAUGCACGAUUGGCAUCUGCUGCAUCUGGAACUCUUCUCCUAAGCAUCAUUCCUCACCAGGAACCACGUUUCUUGCUUCCUACGGUCCCUCUCCUGCUGAGUUGUAUACGGGUACCAACUACAAGAAUUUGGAAUCGAGUAUUCUGGAUAAGCUGGGGGAUUUUCAAUGUCAUCCUCGCUGUGAUCAUGGGCGUCUACCAUCAAGGAGGUGUUAUCCCUGCCCAACUUGCCAUUCCAUCUCUCAUCGUCGAAUCAAUCAAUUCAACCUCCUCCGAGGCCCACAACAUCGAGGUCUUCUGGUGGAAAACCUAUCCACCCCCGAACUUCCUUCUGGGCCCCACGAUAUCACAUCCCAUCACAAACCAAACACUCAACAUUUCGACCGUCCCGCUCAUGGGCUACCCACAACAGGAACUCGUCUUCAUGCUGAUGCAACACAUGCCGACUUGCGACCCAAGCCUCAUUGAACGCCUCACCACACACUACGAGCCAACAGACGUCUACGUCGUUGCACCUCUGUCAGCCUGGCGACUCCACGACACCUACCCGCCCGUGUCCGACUUCAGCUUCUCCGUGACCUUCAACCAGCCACCUGCACAGCUGAACAUGCACAACAUCGCCACGUUCAGACAACACGUCAACCUUGACGACAUGGAUUUUGGGGACGACGGGGUGAGAAACACGCUUGCGCGGGUCAUUGGGCGCAGAGGCCUGGGCGUUUGGGCUGUCCAUCAAGCUUGCGGUGCGCAUGAGGUCGUCUAUGUGCAGGAUGGAGUGGUCAUCGAGCGCGAAGCUGGUGGUCAGGAUAAGAUAGCACAAUCGACGGCAAGUUCGUCUUCUCCGAGUCAGAGCGGUGAUGGUGAUGUUACAACUCAUGUUGUGCCUUCCACGCGGGAGACGUCAGUACCUGGCUCAUGA